AUGGCGGCCGUCGGCGGCAGCAAGGUUUAUCGGCGGCCGAGCAGCAAAUUCAGCAAUUUACGCGCAUUGUUCGAUGCCAGCGCCCAUUUCCUAGUCGCAUUGGAUCUCAUUAUAUUCGCUGAGCGCGAUGACGCGAAUCCAUGGCUACGUCGCACGCAGUGGGCCGUCUACCUCCGUGGAAUCGAUCCCCAGCACCUUAUUGACUGCGUCCAAGCACCCGACGCUGAUUCAUCCAAUCAGACUGAAAUGGCGGCAAGCGCUAUAUGGGAUGCAAUCGCCGCUGUCGCGAGAAUUAGCCAGUUGAUUUGUACGAAAUCUAGCCAUACAAUCCGCACCGAAGCUAUACGGACGGAGCGUGAUCGACUGCCGCACCAGCCACUACAAGCUUACAUGGAUGCCGAUAACAUUGAGAGACACACCAUGCCGUGGCAGCAAAUUUUGAUGUUUUUCACGCGUACCCAGGCUUCGCAUGAGUGGGCCAGUCCAAAUUACAAGUUCACAAGGCGCCAGCGAGCCGCAUGGAACCCGCUUAGGAAACUAGCUCAGCCAGGCGCAUCACCUAGGUCAGCCAGCCUAGCCACGGCUAGUUUAGACGAUAAUAGCGAGCAUUCAGAGAGUGAGCAUUCAGAGAGUGACACCGAGGAUCAGCCCACGCAGCGAAUCGCUAGCAAAUCAGCAAAAUAG
This is a messenger RNA of Penicillium arizonense, 684 nucleotides long. RefSeq lists its product as uncharacterized. The record is from RefSeq and is a predicted model, not a curated record. The coding region runs from base 1 to 684 and encodes 227 amino acids. Lineage: Eukaryota; Fungi; Ascomycota; Eurotiomycetes; Eurotiales; Aspergillaceae. The transcript has 2 exons.